GGAUUUAACAGAGGUUGCCGAAGAAACCUCAGAACAAGUGCAAGCACCACGCAACGAGGAUCUGUACGGAUAAUUCUAAAAAAUUUUCCGCCAUAGUGGCGAUUUGAUCAACGGUGUUGUGCUCGAAAGCCGUGACCAAAAUCAUUUAAUUCGCGCAGACGGCGCAAAAGCUGUGACGGGGUUCUGUCUCCCAACUCCUCGUCUGGCAUUAGUUCUUUGAAGUGACUCUCUGCAGAUCUGGUGUUACGGCGCAGAAUCUCCGCCUUAACAGACGCAUAAGUGGCGUCUGGUCUGGGAUCUGUAAUUAGAUCCCUAGCAGAGGUGGCGAGUGGUGCGGGCAUGCCACAAUACAAGAGAUGCAACUGUUGUACACACCACCAAGCAAACGAUGAUGGUGAUGAUGAUGUAUAUAAUUAUGAUAGAUUGUUACCCAUUCAAUGUCUAGGUAGACUUCGUCACCCACUCACUCACACUCUCUUUCUUUCUCUCCCCACACAAAAAUGAAACACAUUCCGGCACCAAAAUAAGACUUUCCCUUUGCAACUUUUUGCGCCGAAAUCUAUUUCAUUUUUGUGUGAGGACAGAGAGAGAGAGAGAGUGUGUGUGUGUGAGAGAGAGAGAGAGAGUGAGAGAGAGAGAGAGGAUUGUGUGUGUGAGUGAGAGAAAGAGAGAGAAAUAUAAAGAGAAAGUGAGUGAGUGGGUGACGAAGUUUACCUAGAAUGGGUAACAAUCUAUCAUAAUUAUAUAUAUCAAACAUCAUCAUCACCAUCAUCGUUUAAGGUUUGCUUUCCAUUCUGGCAUGGGUUAGACGGUUUGACUGAGGACUGGCAAGCCAGGAAAAUCUAUUCGAGAUUAUUAUAUAUAUUUUAUAUCCAGUGGUUUUAAGAGGGUAUCACAUGGUGAAAUUGACACAAGAAUACCUCACCAAUAGUUCAUUUAUAACUUUAUCAGAUUGUGUAUUCUAGAGAAUGACUUUAUUGAGGAUCAAGAACAUGUGAUGCUGAUUUUCUCUAACCUUUAUUGAAUUACUUAGAAAAUAUUUGUAUCAGUGGUUGCAAAGAUUUCUUAUAUUGAUUUCAUUGAUAUCUUUGUUGAAGGAAAAACAAACCAUAAACUGAAAUUUCCACUCUGAUGCAUAAUGUUGUAAAAAUGUUGAAUUCUAGUUGAAGAUCAUUUCAUUAAGAGAAAGGUUUCCAAAAUUAUUGUUUGUUUGUUUUUUUUUGUUUUUUUUUAUGAAUAAGUGUUUUACAAAUUUUCUCAUUUAUCACCAUCUAAAAACUAUAGUCUGUUGUUAAUGAUUUGUAAGGAUUUCUGAAAUGUUUCUUUUCUAUUAGUAUAGUCUAGUUUUAAAUCAAAUCCAUGGAAGGUAAGGGCGAAACACAGUCUGAAACUAGUGAUUUAACUCAUCAUACUGAAGUAAAUAAAAAGAAGAAAUCAUAUCCUUGUGACAUUUGCGGAAAGACAUUCUCACAAAGUAGUAAUGUAAUUCAGCAUAAAUUAAUUCACUCUGGUUCAAAACCUUAUGCUUGUGGUGUUUGUGGUAAGAGGUUCACUGCAAAUAGUUCUCUUUCUUGUCAUAAGCGGAUCCACACAGGAGAAAGACCUUACAACUGUAAUGUCUGUGGUAAAGCAUUUACAAUCAAAAGCAAUUUGACAAGUCAUGAGCGCAUACAUACUGGAGAGAAGCCAUUUCAUUGUGAAGUAUGUGGCAAAACAUUAGCUCGCAGUACAGAGUUAGCUCAUCAUAUACGGACACACACAGGGGAAAAACCAUAUCAGUGUGAUGUUUGUGACAAGGCAUUCUCUAAAAAGGAUUCUUUGGUACGUCACCAACGUAUUCAUACUGGAGAGAAACCAUACAGCUGUGAUAUUUGUGGAAGAACAUUCUCUCUAAAGGGUUCUUUGUCCACUCACCAGCGAACUCAUGAAGAUAAGUUAUCAUAUCAAUGUAGUAUAUGUGGUAAAAUAUUAUACCGGAAACAUGAUUUAGUGAGGCAUAAUUGUGCUCGCACUCUACAGAGACGAUUUAUAUGCAAUGUUUGUGGUGAAGAGUUUCUUCAGAAAUGUCAUUUAUUUAACCACAAACAAACUCAUGCAGGAGAAAAACCAUACCACUGUGACAUUUGUGAUAAACCAUUCUCACAGAGAAAUCAACUGCUUGUCCACAAACGUACACACACAGGAGAGAAACCUUAUAACUGUGAUAUCUGUGGUUAUAUGUUCUCUCAGAAAGGUCAUUUGUCUCGUCACAGACGUAUUCACACUGGUGAUAAACUAUACCUCUGUGAUAUCUGUGGUAAAAGUUUCUCUCGAUGUAAUAAUUUGUCAUCUCAUGUGCGUACACAUACGGGUGAGAAACCAUUUGAAUGUGAUGUCUGCGGUGAAGCUUUCACUGUAAAUAGUCAAUUAUCUACUCACAAAGGUAUUCACAGAAGAAGCAAUACAUAUUUCACAGUGAAUAUUGUCAGUAAGACUUUUAAACCUGACAAUUAAGUUUACCACAAAUGGGCUUCUCUCAUUACCAUCAUUGUUUUAAUGUUUAUUUGUCCAUGCCUGCAUAGGUCAGGUGAAGGUUUGUUAGGACAGAGUUUUCUACAAUCAGAUGCCCUUCCUGAUGCCAACACCACCUAUUUCGUGUAUUGGACAAACAACUUGAACAUGGUUGUACAGAAAACUGGAAACAAAUGAGACUUUUUUGAUGAGCCUUUUGUUUACAAAGAUUAUGCAACAUGUCAGGAAGCCUGGACAUAUUUUUGUGAUGAGCUACAAGCAAAUGACACCAUUUACAUGAACAGGGAGGCCAUUGUUUCCAACCAACAAACACACUUGAAGGGGAAAUACAAACUCACACAAGCACAUAUACAGGAAGACGCAUUAUACAACAGGUUUCUUUUAGUUUCCAUCUACCAAAUCCACCUGCAAGGCUUUUAUUGGCCUUGGGCUAUAGUAGAAGACACUCGCUCAAGGUACCACACAGUCAUGCUUGUGCCUGAAUGUGUGAUGGAUUUCUUUCAGCUUCCAUCUACCAAAUCCAUUCACAAGGCUCUAGCCAAUCGUCGGGCUAAAGGAAAAAGUUUGUAGCAUAAGUCUGUAAGACUAGUUCACAUCAUUCAGUACAUAUGGUUGUAUAUAUGGACAAUGCUGUAUAAAACGUUUGCUUGUGAGAAAACCUUCAACUGUAACACCAAACAAUAAAUCGAUGCUAGAAAGUAUCAAUUUUAGUGUUUUUUCUAAAAGUUGAUCUGAAAAAAUUCUUUUUGAAAGUGCUAUGACCAAAAUGAGAUAACAUUUUUGUAGUAUUGACAAUCCCUCAUAAAUUAAUAGCCUCCAUCAUUAUCAAGAUGAAAACAAAGCAAAUGUUUAAUAACAAUUUUUUCCUGGUGCAGUUUUUGUAAAAUGUAAAUUUCAUUAAAAAUAUGUUUCAUAAUUA
Octopus bimaculoides (California two-spot octopus) is the source of this 3430-nucleotide messenger RNA. RefSeq lists its product as uncharacterized. Gene Ontology annotation, molecular function: DNA-binding transcription activator activity, RNA polymerase II-specific; RNA polymerase II cis-regulatory region sequence-specific DNA binding. Gene Ontology annotation, cellular component: nucleus. The record is from RefSeq and is a predicted model, not a curated record. Gene Ontology annotation, biological process: regulation of transcription by RNA polymerase II. Lineage: Eukaryota; Metazoa; Mollusca; Cephalopoda; Octopoda; Octopodidae.